GGCGCAGAGAUUUCCCGUCAGAUCCCGGCAUAGUUUGCUCAAAACUCUCACGCCAAGAAAGAGCAGAUCGAACGAAUCAGAUGACAUCCUCGCACCGCCCGUGCGAUAGAUCUCUCUGCUGUCCUUCCACCGUUCUCUUCUCUCUGUCGUGGUGUCCCAUGGGUGGUGUCUCUGUCUUGGCCUCAGAUCCCUUCCCGGCUCAUCGGCAUCUGUUCUGCCAUCAGUCCCUCACGUUCUCUUCGGCAGCGGAACGACUCCUCUCAAGCUUCUCCCCAAUGACGAAGCCCAUCCUGCGCCUUGCUGUCGCCGUCCUGCUGGCCGCUGCUGUGUGCAAUGCGGUGUGACUGAAUACACAAAGGACGCCAACAAGUGGUCAUCCUUGGAUUCUUAUUGUGUUGCUCUGUCUGUCUGUCGUCUGUCUGUGAGCAGGGGAGGAACAUCUACGUUUCCAAUUCGUGCUAUGAGGGGAUUGAUGUCGCCCUCCACUACCGAGAUUCGAGCCGCGGGUGGGUCACCGAAUGCUGGUGGUCAGUCGAGCCGCACACAGGGGAUUUCCUCGCAACCAGCGGCAGCCGCAUCCAGACCGAUAGCACGUCGAUGUACCACUUCGCGGAGACCUUCAGUGACGGGAAGCUAUGGUCGGGCAGCAGCCUGAGCACAAUGUGUAAGGGCCGCUCUCUCAGCAUGACACCAACGAACAGCCGCAUCGGACCGGACGGCAACGUGUACGUGAACUUCUCGUGCCCGAACCGUCGCCUCCGGGCGGGUGUUGCUGACGAGAUCCUCCCCGAGGACAUAGAGCUCAAGCACAAGAAUGCCAAUAUCACGACUUCCGCUCGGGCUCACGCGUGAGGUGUGUGCGCGUGAGGCGGGGGCGGGCGCGGCGCUCGGAC
Vitrella brassicaformis is the source of this 893-nucleotide messenger RNA. The record is from the annotation of a GenBank genome assembly. Lineage: Eukaryota; Vitrellaceae.